UUGGAUCACCUACAUCUGCCUGCUGCUUACCAGGUAGCUAAGAGGUAUGUCAACAGCCCAUAUCCUUACACCAGUGCCAUGCAGGCUCUUGAACAGAGAUACGGUCAACCAAGACAAUUAAUUCAGAGCGAGCUUAGAGCAAUCCUUAAUGCUCCAGCUAUUCGACCAGGUGAUGCACAGGGAUUUGAAGACUUUGCAGCAGCUGUUAACACACUUGUGGGCAUGUUGAACACAAUGGAAGGGCCAUCUAGAUAUGAGCUGCAGUGUGGUUCCCACGUUGACACUUUACUGACCAAACUUCCUGUCAGUUACAGAGACUCAUUCAUAGAAUACUGUCUCAACCAGCACAUCAUCAUGAGUGGCAGUUCUAGAACUUAUACAUUGUCAGAAUUUUCGGAGUGGCUGGAAAGGAAGUCCCAGGCCAUUCAGAUAUCUCGACGGGUAACAGGGCCAGUGCAACCAGAAGCCUUUCGGCGAGAACAGAAAUUCCUUCCUCACUCUAAAGCCAAGUCAGCCACAAUUCUCACAGGCAGUGAACAACCUCAAGCCAUCAAUUUGCCCUCUAGCUCAUCCACAGGAUCUAAAAUGGCAGCUACAGCUAAAAAGCAGGAUCGCUUUAAGCCCUUUUGUCCCUUCUGCAACAACCAUGAACAUUACCUCAAUGCUUGUCCAGCUUUUUGCAGGUUGAACCACACUCAAAGGGGAAGCUGGGUGAAGGACCACAAUAAAUGCUGGAGGUGUGGACGAGGUCACAAACCAGACAGCUGUACUCUUAAGAGAGCGUGUUCUACAUGUGGGGGACUCCACUUGCCCGUUCUACAUGAAGUUGCAGUUGCUGUGGAGAAUCAGAGCAUACUAACAGUGAGCACAACCAAUUCUCAAGUUUACUUGGAUCAAACCAGUCACUCAGGCAGAGUCAUGCUGAAAGUAGUUCCAGUAAGACUUCGCAGCGGCAAAAGGUUUCUGGACACUCAUGCAGUGCUGGACGACGGGUCUGAAAAAACAAUCAUACUACCUGCAGCAGCCAAACAUCUGCAUUUAGAAGGACCUGAGGAAGUGCUGGCUCUUAGAACAAUAAGACACGACCUUGUUCACCUGAGAGGUACCACCGUCUCCUUUGAGGUAUCAGCUCUGUCACACCUGAAUGUAAAACACCAGAUUCAUAAAGCUUUCACAGCUGCAGAUCUUAAUCUUGCUGAGCAGUCUUGUCCAGUAGACACGCUGAAGAGAAGAUAUGGACACCUCAGGGACAUUCCUUUACAAAGCUUCACCAAAGUACAGCCUCUGCUGCUCAUAGGAUCAGAUUAUCCGCAGCUGAUUACACCAAACUGCCCAAUUCGUAUGGGUCCGCUUGGUAGCCCUAUAGCAGUACACACACAGCUUGGCUGGACAGUGCAAGGACCAACAACCUUUUUCCAGCAACCCUCAAACAUAAGCUCAUGCCUUCACACCACAUUCCUUUCACCUACACAAGAGUUACGUCAACAUGUGGAGCGACUGUGGCAGCUUGACAUACUGCCAUCAAGGAACGAAAAAGAAGUAGUCCGUUCUAAACAAGAUAAAGCUGCACUUGCCAUGUUGGAACAGAAAACGGUACAAGUAACAGUUGAUGGUGUGAAUCGCUACGCUACUCCACUGCUGCGAAAAGUGGAUGCACCCAAAUUUCAGGCUUCACCAAAUGCUGUCAUGGCUCUUUUAAGAGCCACAGAACGCCGCUUGAUUAAGGACACUAACCUGGCAAAUGUGUAUAACAAGGAGAUUCACAAACUUGAAGAGGCAUGUCAGAGACAACACUGAGGGCAAUGAAGAGGUAGUUGAGUCUAUCCAGCAGUCUUUCUAUGUGGACAACUGCUUACAGUCACUUCAGUGUCAGCAUCAGGCUAAGAAACUCAUUGACAAAAUGAGAACAUUGUUGAAUACUGGUGGGUUUGACAUAAGGCAGUGGGCUAGCAAUGUUCCUGAUGUGAUUGCUCACCUACCCUUCGAAGCAAAAUCAGAGGGCUGUGAACUGUGGUUGUCAGCUAAUAAAACUGAUCCACAAGAGUCAGCACUUGGAUUGAUGUGGCACUGUUCACAAGACACUUUCAGUUACAAACACAGACCUGUCUCUACAAAUGGUGAAACCUCAAUGAGAACUGUUUAUCGCAUCCUGGCAAGCCAGUAUGAUCCACUCGGAUACAUCAUACCCUUUACUACAAGGGCCAAAAUUCUGGUUCAAACAUUAUGGAAGAGGGUUGAAAGCUGGGAUGAACCUCUACCAGCUGAUCUCCUUUCAGAAUGGCAUGCAUGGGAAGAAGAGCUUCCAAACCUACAAAAAAUAACAAUACCUAGGUGUUACACACCAGCAUGCAACAACACAUCCUCUACUCUCGAUAUACAUGUCUUCUGUGAUGCUUCAGAGAAAGCAUAUGGCUCUGUGGCAUAUUUACGGGCAGAAACGGAUGACUCUAUCCAAGUUGUGUUUAUCAUGGCGAGGUCACGCGUGGCACCUAAGAAGCAACUCUCUGUGCCACGCCUUGAACUCUGUGCAGCAUUGUCUGGGGCUCAGCUUGCCAAAACACUGAACUCCGAACUUACUCUUAACAUCAGACAGACAGUCAUGUGGUCAGACUCAACCACCGUGUUACACUGGAUAAACUCUGAGUCAUGCACCUACAAAGUUUUCGUAGGCACACGAAUUGCAGAGAUUCAAGACCUUGUUGGAUGUGAAAACUGGAACUAUGUAGAUUCAGACAACAACCCUGCUGACGAUAUAACCCGGGGUAAGACCCUCACAGAUCUGUCCCACACCUGCCGAUGGAACCAAGGUCCAGAAUUUUUGCAACAGUCUCCAGACCACUGGCCUAUCCACCCCUCAGUGCCAGUGGAAGACUCAGAUGAACUCCGCAAAUCCAAAUUCUGCGGUAAUGUCUCAAUCAAUCAUACCUCUUUACCUAAUGUAGAUAACUGCAAAUCAUGGGACAACCUUAUCAUGACCACAUAUGAGUUUCUGCAUGGUGCUGCAGCACCCCCUAUGUCUGCCACAGACCGCAUAGAGACUGAAAUGGCUGUACUCAAACGUGCACAGACUGAAAGCUUUCCUGAUGAAGUACAUGCCCUUCAAGCCAACAAACCUGUGCAUUCAAACAGUCGAUUAAGUUCCCUUGCUCCAGCAUUAGACCCUGAUCUAGGCCUGAUUAGAGUUGGUGGUAGAUUACGGAAAGCUGCAACACUACCAGAGGAUGCACUUCACCCUAUUGUGCUGGCACCAGAACACCCCAUAACCAAACUGUUAAUCCAAGAUUUUGAUAACCGCCUGAUGCAUGCAGGUCCUGAAAGAGUCUUCGCUGAGUUAAGACGAACCUAUUGGGUUCUCAGAGGCCGUCAGAUGGUCAAAAAGCACCAGAGACAAUGUGCUGAAUGUAGGAAAUGGCGUGGCAAGCCUGUUAUACCUAAAAUGGCAGACAUACCAGUUUCUCGUCUGAGGAUUAAUCAGCCUCCAUUCUGGUCGACAGGGAUGGACUGUUUUGGUCCCUACGUGAUCAAAAUUGGCAGACGGCAGGAAAAGAGAUGGGGCAUAAUAUUUAAAUGUCUCACUACAAGGUGUGUACAUCUCGACUUGUUAUGCAACAUGGAUGCAGAUUCCUUUUUAUUAGCCCUCAGACGCUUCAUAGCAAGAAGAGGAAAGCCCUUUGAACUUAUCUGCGACAGAGGGACCAACUUCAGAGGGGGAGAGCGUGAGCUCUCUGAAGCUUUCGCAGAAAUGGAACCAUCCCUCCGAGAGCAGCUAGCCAACCAAAAAAUUUCCUUCAUAUUCAACCCACCGCACGCGCCUCACUUUGGAGGAGUAUGGGAGAGGGAAAUUAAAUCUGUCAAGGCUUCCCUCCAAGUUGUUCUGAAAGAUCAUACCUUCUCAGAGGAAGUCCUGAGUACAGUGUUGAUCGAGGUGGAGGGUAUCUUGAAUUCAAAGCCCCUGGGGUAUGUAUCGUCUGAUAUAGCGGAUCCAGACCCGAUUACCCCCAAUUUGCUGCUUAUGGGGCGGCGAGAUGCUUCCCUACCUCAGGCUGUCUAUGGACCCAGUAAUCUGCUUGGACGGCGUCGCUAUAGACACAGCCAAGUGAUCGCCGAUCACUUCUGGACCCAGUUCCUCAGAAACUACCUACCAAGUCUUCAACUUCGACAGAAGUGGCAGAACAUCACACCAAACCUAGCAGUCGAUCAGGUUGUAUUGAUUGCAGAUUCCCAACUUCCCAGAGCCCAAUGGCCUGUCGGAAAGAUAACCAGAGUCCUACCAAGUGAUGAUGGUGCAAUCAGAGCUGCUGAAGUGGACAUUAAAGGCAACACAUACAUCCGCCCUAUGGCCAAACUGAUUGUGCUACCAGAAAUGCCUGAAGAUUAGCUUGUAGCACCAGUCGCUAAGCUGGACAUUUUGUGGAGUUACAAAUUUCCUGUGUAAAUUUGUGGGGCGGCUGUACAAAAUUCCCUGCUUUACGCAUGCGCGAGUCCAGACUUGUCCAGACUUGUCUGGUGCAUGCGCAAAAGUUUUCAGUUAGACGCUACUGUCCAGCAUAAUAGUUUGAUACGGAGUUUCCCUGGCUUUAUUCCUUUAAAGUCUGUUUUUCCUUUGUGUGGUAUUGCUGUGCGUUUAUAACUCCAAACCACAUUUUGUGCAUAUUCACACAAAUAAACAUUCAGACUUGACAUGUUCACUCUGGAGUAGCUGCAGUUCUUUCUAACCGGAGAAAUAGGCCAGCUGAGUUCCAACCACCCAACUGCGCACAGAAUAUCCCACAAU
Molecule: messenger RNA, 4774 nt
Organism: Carassius gibelio (silver crucian carp)
Lineage: Eukaryota; Metazoa; Chordata; Actinopteri; Cypriniformes; Cyprinidae
Exons: 2
Coding region: 1742-4378 (878 amino acids)
Biological process (GO): DNA integration
Molecular function (GO): nucleic acid binding
Source: RefSeq, a predicted model, not a curated record